Nicotiana tabacum (common tobacco) is the source of this 772-nucleotide messenger RNA. Its product is annotated as cytokinin riboside 5'-monophosphate phosphoribohydrolase LOG1-like. Gene Ontology annotation, cellular component: cytosol; nucleus. The record is from RefSeq and is a predicted model, not a curated record. Gene Ontology annotation, molecular function: hydrolase activity, hydrolyzing N-glycosyl compounds. Gene Ontology annotation, biological process: cytokinin biosynthetic process. NCBI's taxonomy places the organism in Eukaryota, Viridiplantae, Streptophyta, Magnoliopsida, Solanales, Solanaceae.
UUGAAGAUGGAGGAAGAUGAAGGGAAGAAAAUGAAGCAGUCGAAAUUCAAGAAGAUUUGUGUGUUCUGUGGGAGUAGCCCUGGAAAAAAGAAUAUCUAUAAGGAGGCUGCCGUAGAGCUUGGAAGAGAACUAGUAUCAAGAAAUAUAGACCUGGUUUAUGGAGGAGGCAGUAUUGGUUUGAUGGGUUUGGUCUCUCAAGCUGUUUAUAACGGUGGUCGUCAUGUUCUUGGAGUGAUUCCCAAGACAUUAAUGCCGAGAGAGAUAACUGGUGAAACAGUAGGAGAGGUGAAGGCAGUUGCAGAUAUGCACCAGAGGAAAGCUGAAAUGGCCAAACAUUCUGAUGCUUUUAUUGCUUUACCUGGUGGCUAUGGAACGUUAGAAGAGCUGCUUGAAGUCAUUGCUUGGGCUUAUCUUGGAAUCCAUGAUAAACCGGUAGGAUUAUUGAACGUGGAUGGUUACUACGACUCCCUCUUGAAAUUUAUUGAGAAAGCAGUGGAGGAAGAAUUCAUCUGCCCCAACGCCCCUCAAAUUUUUGUAUCAGCUCCUAAUGCCACCGAACUUCUAAAUAAACUCGAGGGCUACUUUCCCAGCCAAGAAAUUGUUACCUCAAAACUUAAAUGGGAAAAUGAGGAGUUGGACUAUUCCUCCGAAUCCCACAUAUCAUCAAGGUAGUUCUACUGGUUAUAUGUUCCUCCUAGAGAAGCAAAUGGGUGAUGGCUCCCUGUCAUCUCAGAAGACUAGCUUUAGAAAAAAUUGGAAUUUAACUUACUUG